Messenger RNA from Phodopus roborovskii (desert hamster), 1309 nucleotides. Its product is annotated as bone morphogenetic protein 8A. The transcript has 7 exons. Gene Ontology annotation, biological process: SMAD protein signal transduction. Gene Ontology annotation, cellular component: extracellular region. The record is from RefSeq and is a predicted model, not a curated record. Gene Ontology annotation, molecular function: growth factor activity; cytokine activity. The coding region runs from base 44 to 1243 and encodes 399 amino acids. Lineage: Eukaryota; Metazoa; Chordata; Mammalia; Rodentia; Cricetidae.
CCCGGACAUCUACGGGUGGAUGAGAGUCUGCUGAGCGUCCGAGAUGGCCGUCCGUCCCGGGCCGCUCUGGCUGCUGGGCCUGGCUCUGUGCGCUCUGGGCGGCGGCCACAGCCCACGUCCCCCACAUACCUGUCCCCAGCGUCGCCUGGGAGCGCGCGAGCGCCGAGACAUGCAGCGAGAGAUCCUGGCGGUACUCGGGCUGCCUGGGCGGCCCCGACCCCGAGCACCACCCGCAGCCUCCCGGCAGCCAGCGUCCGCGCCCCUCUUCAUGCUGGACCUGUACCACGCCAUGGCUGAUGACGACGACGGCGGGCCCCCUCAGCCUCAGCUGGGUCGCGCCGACCUGGUCAUGAGCUUCGUCAAUAUGGUGGAGCGUGACCGUACCCUGGACUACCAGGAGCCACACUGGAAGGAAUUCCUCUUUGACCUAACCCAGAUCCCUGCAGGGGAGGCUGUCACAGCUGCAGAGUUUCGGAUAUACAAAGAGCCCAGCACCCACCCGCUCAACACAACCCUCCAUGUCAGCAUGUUCGAGGUGGUCCAGGAACACUCCAACAGGGAGUCUGACUUGUUCUUUUUGGAUCUUCAGACGCUCCGAUCUGGGGACGAGGGCUGGCUGGUGCUGGAUAUCACUGCAGCCAGUGACCGCUGGUUGCUGAGCCAUAACAAGGACCUGGGACUCCGUCUCUAUGUGGAAACCGAGGAUGGGCACAGCAUGGAUCCUGGCCUGGCUGGUCUGCUCGGACAACAAGCACCACGAUCCAGACAACCUUUCAUGGUCACCUUCUUCAGAGCCAGCCAGAGUCCUGUGAGGGCCCCUCGGGCAGUGAGGCCACUGAAGAGGAGGCAGCCAAAGAAAACAAAUGAGCUUCCACAUCCCAACAAACUCCCAGGAAUCUUUGAUGAUGGUCACGGCUCCAGAGGCAGAGAUGUUUGCCGUAGGCAUGAGCUCUAUGUCAGCUUCCGGGACCUCGGCUGGCUGGACUGGGUCAUCGCCCCUCAGGGCUACUCAGCCUAUUACUGCGAGGGGGAGUGUGCCUUUCCACUGGACUCCUGUAUGAAUGCCACCAACCAUGCCAUCUUGCAGUCCUUGGUACACCUGAUGAAACCAGAUGUGGUCCCCAAGGCAUGCUGUGCACCCACCAAACUGAGCGCCACCUCCGUGCUCUACUAUGACAGCAGCAACAACGUCAUACUGCGCAAGCACCGCAACAUGGUGGUCAAGGCCUGUGGCUGCCACUGAGGCCCUGCUCAGCAGCCUGCUUCUGCUAUGGUCCCCGUCGGGCCAGGCCCCUUUCCAGAGGCAGGA